AUGGACCUUGUUCAAGGAGAUAGGUCGGUAAGGAGUUAUGAGUCGGAGUUCACAAGGUUGAGACGACAUGUCUUUGAUGGGCGCCAUGAUGAAGCAACUAUGAUCCGUAACUUGAUGUACAGAUUGAAGCCGGAGCUUGGAAGUCGUUUAGCUGGAAGGAACUUUAGCAGCUUAUCUGAGCUAGUGGAAAAAGCUGUUAAUGUUGAGCCUGUAUUGGAGGCUGAAAGGAAGACAAUACCACAUUCUGGUGGACACACCAAGUUUAGCCAAGGAGAAAGGCUGAAUUUCAACAAGGGUCCAAGAUCUAACAAAGGCAAAGGGAAAGGAGUUGGAGGCCAAGCCAACAAUCGUGGUAACACUGGGGUAUGUUACACAUGUGAUCAGCCGGGACAUAUUUCAAGGUUUUGUCCCAAAAACCAGAGCAAUAACCAACGAAGUAACCAGCAGGGUUAUUCAUCGAUAAGGAUGGAAGAUUUCACUUGUUUCUCUUGCGGUAUGAAGGGCCAUUAUGCAUCGUCUUGUCCAAACAAGCCAAUCCCUUCGACCCCUCUCGCGAUCCGAGCUCCUCCUAGCCGUCCAGCUAUUGAGCCAGCACCAAAUAAGCAAAACCUAGGAGGUAGAGUUUAUGCCUUAGGGGUAGAAAACCCAGACAAUGCAGGACCGUCAAGCGGUCCCAUCACAGGAACCAUACAUGUUGCUGCUAAACCCACACAUGUAUUGUUCGACUCGGGGGCAACACAUAAUUUUGUGACCCCUGAAAUAGCUGCCCGGUUUUGGGAUUGUUUUGUUGUUGACAGGAUAAACGUGGCCGUCUUGACCCCCGCAGACCGAACCCUUCAAGCAGAUCAGUGUAUCAAGAAUGUUCCAUUGGUCAUUCAAGAGAAAGAAUUUGUGGCAGAUCUGUUAGUCGUGCCUUUGAAAGGGUACGAAGUAAUCCUUGGAAUGGAUUGCUUAUCGAGCUACGGAGUUCAGACGAUUUUGGAAAGGGAAGCAAUGAGAGUACAAGAUUUGUUUCUAGAUGGGGAAGUGUAUUUGGUAACUUUAUCGGUUAGUGGAGGAGCCACUAAUGAUGAAGUUAAGGUCGAAGACAUAGAAGUGGUCCAAGAGUUUGAGGAUAUCUUUGCACCACUAAAGGAAUUACCUCCACCUCGGAGUAAUCCCUUUACCAUUACUUUGGAGCCUGAAGCAAAACCUUUAGCUAAGGCACCAUAUCGGAUGGCACCUGCGUGUUGGCUGAGCUAA
Messenger RNA from Brassica napus (rape), 1242 nucleotides. RefSeq lists its product as uncharacterized. NCBI's taxonomy places the organism in Eukaryota, Viridiplantae, Streptophyta, Magnoliopsida, Brassicales, Brassicaceae. The coding region runs from base 1 to 1242 and encodes 413 amino acids. Gene Ontology annotation, biological process: proteolysis. Gene Ontology annotation, molecular function: nucleic acid binding; zinc ion binding; aspartic-type endopeptidase activity. The record is from RefSeq and is a predicted model, not a curated record. The transcript has 3 exons.